Molecule: messenger RNA, 3068 nt
Organism: Telopea speciosissima
Lineage: Eukaryota; Viridiplantae; Streptophyta; Magnoliopsida; Proteales; Proteaceae
Exons: 6
Coding region: 530-2911 (793 amino acids)
Source: RefSeq, a predicted model, not a curated record
UUUAUCCAUCGAUCGCUAGCUUCACUGGCUUGUGCUUCGUGUUCUUGCGCAAUCAUGAAUCAACAGUGUCAUACUCGUAUGCCGGUUUGGGGGCCAGAAACUAUGUUCUUCCCAGUCUGUUUGGAUUCGUACAUAGUCUUUGGGUUUCUCCACAGGAUGGAGCAAGGAAAUGAUAGUUGACAUCAUGAUGGGUUUGGUAGAUAGAUAUUAUAAAUAUUUGAACUAGAGUUGGGAUUCUGUAGAAAUUGAUUUCUUUCUUUCAGAUUUCAUAAUUCGUAGAAGACAUUAGUGAAGGGAUUAACUUUGAUUCUUGUUAUUGUUAUGUGGUAUUGAUGGGACUUGGAAACUCAAUAUGCAAAACAUUCAUUAAGAGCUUGAGGGAAGAUUCUGAAUUUUUUGUUGAACUGCAUUGGGAUUUGGGACUGAAGAUAUGAGGCUAUAUGCAAGAGUAGGGAGGGUGAAUUGACGAAGGGUCUCACUUGGAUCUUUGGAGGGUAAAGUAUCGACGGCUUGCUGCAAAAUCUUACUGAUGGGUUUGCCUCAAGUGUCCUCCAGCAAAAUUGCCGAGGAAGUUGCAGCUUCACUGGACUCAAUUGUGCAAAAUCCUCCCCGGUUCACCAGUGUGGGCACUUGUGAUCUGGAUGGAAUUCACGUGGGAGUGGCAAUUAAUCAUAUAACAGGGGAUUUCCCAUACUCUUCUCUUGAGGAUUUCCAGAGGAAAACAACCUUGGACCUUGUCAAAAGCCCGGAUAGUCUAUUUAAAUGUAAAAGUCCCAUUAAUGGUGCAGACAGUUCUCAUGGGUGGAAGACUGGUCCCAAGGAGAAAAAUGGGUUGUUUCGUUGUAAAGUUGGUCGCAAUAUUCAAAAUCCUGUUUCACGGAUUGUGGGUUUUGAAUCUAGUGGGUCUGAUUCCUCUGUGAAUGGGUUAGAUGGAAUUUCACCUGAUCAUAUUCCUGUAUCGGCUGCAGUUACUAUCACAACUGGUAAUGAAACUGAGCCGCAGGGGUCAAUGGUCAGGAAACGCUUGUUGUCCCCCUUGAAUGGUAUGCUUUGCUUAGAUCAAUUCAAUGGUGAUCAGCUAGACAUUUGUGGAGGUGAUGGUCAGUUUGAUCCCCGUAUACCAGGAGAUGAAUUUAAUGGCUUUCUGGUACAAGACCAUAAGAAAGCUAAUAUUGGGCACGCAGAUUCUCCAAGCACCCCAGUUUGUUCCGUAUGUAGUUGCCAAAGUUGGAAUAAAAUGUUAGAUAAUAACACUAGAAGUAACUCUGUUUUAUUCACUGAUGGCCCUUUGCUUGAGAACAAUGAGUCUCUACCUCACAAAUACUGCUUAUCUUCAAUGGGGUUUGAUCCCUGUGGAGAACCAAGCAAGGUAAGAACCCGAACUGGGGCGAUAGCCAUAGCUUCAAAAAAGGUGAUCUCACCUCCUCUCUCUUUGUCUCCUCUUGGUCCAAAAUUCUCUGAAAGACUGAAAUCUGCAGGAGUAUACAGGAAUUUCAGGAAAGGGAUCACAGGUGACCAUUUAUCAUCAAUGAACAUGGAUAAGUCACCCGAUGGAACUGUCUCAGGAUUUUCAUUCUCCCAUGAGGAAGAGGUGUUUAGUGUGACGAGCAAAUCAUUUCUAGGUUCUGAUAUUCUGCAGACUGACUGUGAUAUAUUUCCACCUGGAAGUACCAGUGGCAUAUGCCAGCAUUCAGGUCCCGAAUCAGCCCCUACAACCCAAUGCCUCAAGUUUGUUAGAAGUUUGAGUGGACUUUCUGUCAGGAGGUCUUUGGUUGGUUCUUUUGAAGAGUCCCUGUUGUCUGGUCGGUUUUCAUCCGGCAAAGUCAGUCAGAGAAUUGAUGGUUUUCUGGCUGUUCUGAAUGUUACUGGGGGGAGUUUCUCACCCCCCUCGCUGAAACUUCCAUUUGCAGUGACUAGUGUGGAUGGAGAUAACUGUCUACUGUACUAUGCAUCGAUAGACCUUGUGGGAAAUUUGUCAUCAAACAAGUGUAGAGGCUCCAAAUUGAAGAGAAGCCUUAGCAAUGAUGAUUCUCGAGCUGCCAAGAGCCGACUGCGUAUCCCUGUGAAAGGGCGCAUACAACUGGUUCUCAGCAACCCAGAAAAAACACCUCUUCACACCUUCUUUUGCAAUUAUGAUUUGAGUGAUAUGCCAGCUGGAACCAAGACAUUUUUGCGACAGAAGGUCACACUAGCCUCUCUUGGAGCAACUUCUAUCCCUGUGAAAGGUGGGGACAGAAAUUUUAACAAGAAAAAUGAGCCCAAGGUGACAGUACACAUUAAAGGGGGAGCUGCCAAGCCAGUUGUAGUUAAAGAUGUACAUACCAUGAGAUCUCACAUUCAAAGUGCUAAAGUUAUAGAAAAUGAAGGUUCCAAAGUUGAAAGUUGUGUAUAUAGUGGUGAUACUCAGCAACAUGACCUGCCCUGUAUAUCCCAGAAUAAGGGAGGGACAAGUCCCUUGUUAUUUCCAGCUAGGGACUGUCUUGGGCAGUCAAAUGGCAUUGGUCUUGCAGUAAGCACUGAGAAUGGGUUCAACAACAGUGACUGCAAGAAGACUGAUGGGGAGGAUGAUAUCAUGAUGGAUAGUUGCCAUGAAACUGACAAAAAAUCUGUACAUAGUUCUUCGAAGGUCAAUGAGAACAGUUCUGGUGUUGGUGUUCUGCGUUAUGCUCUUCAUCUCCGUUUCCUCUGCCCUUCUUUAAAAAAAUGUUCAAGGUCGAUCCAGAAAUGCAAAUCUGACCCUUUAUGUACUCCAGAAUCAAAUCAUUUGGAUGAUAAAGGGGAGCGGCGCUUCUACUUAUACAAUGAUUUGAGGGUUGUGUUCCCUCAGCGCCAUUCAGAUGCUGAUGAGGGCAAGUUGAACGUGGAGUACCAUUUUCCAGCAGAUCCAAAAUACUUCGACAUCAGUAAUUGACUUAUCAAGGCCAGUCAUCUCCGUGUUGUCUGGUUCGUUCAUUCCCGUGUAUAUAUUGUGUCUUCUUAGUCCUCAAUACCCUGAUAUGGGGCAGCAACCCCAUCUUCAACUGUAAAGGAUUCAAUUUUCAAUUAAUUUUUUUUCUGGUUUUAUUUUU